UCCCAGCUCCGUUUGGAAGCGUUAGGGGCUGUAGUGUUUGGUAGUGUUAGAGAGCUAAUCUAUGAAAAAACAGUUUGGACUUUCCCAUCUAUGUGGCAUUGCUCUAUUCCUAGAGAUAAGUUCUCUUGGCUGAAACAUGAUCCAGUCAGAUUAUAUAAGUCUGGGUGGAGGAGCUGGGGACUUUGGUUGGCACAGAUCUUUGUUAGCUAGUUAGAGACGGGCAAGCAGGAGCAAUGGCCUUGUUGAAAGCAUGCAGUGUCUUGGUGACCGGAUCCAAUCGGGGCAUUGGUUUGGAGAUGGUCAGGCAGCUGCUUGAGAAAAAUAACCGCCCAGAAAAGAUUUUUGCCACCUGCCGGGACCCAAAAGGACCAGGUGCCCAGAACUUGAGGGAUUUGGUUGCGAAGCACCAGGAAGUGGAGAUCCUCCAGUUGGACACUUCUGAUCCAUCCAGUAUCAAGAAUGCUUCUGCCAGAGUUAGUGAGCGGCUGAAAGGAAGUGGACUGAACCUGUUGGUAAACAAUGCCGCCAUUUUAAACCUAGGCACUCUGGACUCAGAGACACCAGAAGGCAUGGCUGAGGUGUACAAAACCAAUGUGACUGGGCCUCUGAUGGCAAGCCAGGCAUUUCUGCCCUUGCUGAAGAAGGCAGCUCAGGAUAACCCUCAGAAAGGGAUGAGCUGCAGUAAAGCUGCCAUUGUCAACAUCUCCAGUGAAGGUGGCUCCAUCACCAACGUCUUAAUGUGGCAUCUUGUACAGGCUCUAUCUUACCGUUGUAGUAAGGCUGCUCUGAACAUGCUCACAAAGUGCCAGUCGAUGGGAUACGCAGCAGAUGAGAUCCUGUGCAUUGCUGUGCAUCCGGGAUGGGUGCAGACUGACAUGGGAAAUUCAGCAUCGACCCAGGCUCCGCUGACAGUGGAUGUGAGUGUGCGAGGGAUCCUGAAUACCCUUGGCCACCUCUCAGAGAAAGACAAUGGCACUUUUGUGAAUUGGGAGGGGAAAGUCGUUCCUUGGUGAGACACUCAGCUUUGCUUGCUUCCACUGGAGAAGGAGCCAUGUUCCUGUUGGUGGUGCAAAAGCCCAACUCGCCAUGUAGUAUUGUUUUGAUUACGUUCUCAUCAAUAAAUACACAUUUCUUUUUUGGAAA
This is a messenger RNA of Sceloporus undulatus (fence lizard), 1143 nucleotides long. RefSeq names its product C-factor-like. The coding region runs from base 234 to 1013 and encodes 259 amino acids. Lineage: Eukaryota; Metazoa; Chordata; Lepidosauria; Squamata; Phrynosomatidae. The transcript has 6 exons. The record is from RefSeq and is a predicted model, not a curated record.